Lolium rigidum is the source of this 1403-nucleotide messenger RNA. RefSeq names its product nucleosome assembly protein 1;2. Gene Ontology annotation, cellular component: nucleus; chromatin. The coding region runs from base 35 to 1144 and encodes 369 amino acids. NCBI's taxonomy places the organism in Eukaryota, Viridiplantae, Streptophyta, Magnoliopsida, Poales, Poaceae. The record is from RefSeq and is a predicted model, not a curated record. The transcript has 11 exons. Gene Ontology annotation, biological process: nucleosome assembly. Gene Ontology annotation, molecular function: histone binding; chromatin binding.
CUUGCCCCGCGCCGCCGCCGCCGCCGCCGCAGCCAUGAGCGACGGCAAGGACGCCCUCGACCUCUCCGCGCUCGGCGCCGCCGUCCCCAACGCCGCAGAGCUCAGCGCCGAGGACAAGGCCAACCUAGUCGAGUCGAUUAAGAACACGCUGCAGGGAUUGGCGGCCCGGCACACGGACGUGCUCGAGAGCCUCGAGCCCAACGUCAGGAAGCGCGUCGAGGUGCUCAGGGAGAUCCAGAGCCAACACGAUGAACUCGAGGCCAAGUUUUUCGAGGAGAGAGCUGCGCUUGAAGCUAAAUACCAGAAGAUGUACGAACCACUCUACUCAAAGCGUUAUGAAGUUGUCAACGGUGUUGUUGAGGUAGAAGGUGUAACUAAAGAUGAUGCAGCGGAAACUGCUGCAGAUCAGAAAGAGGAAAAAGGUGUGCCAGAUUUCUGGUUUAAUGCAAUGAAGAAUCAUGAAAUCCUAGCUGAGGAGAUCCAAGAGAGGGACGAGGAAGCUCUCAAGUACCUGAAGGACAUCAAAUGGUACAGGAUUAGUGAGCCAAAGGGUUUCAAGCUUGAAUUUCACUUCAACACUAACCCAUUCUUCAAGAAUGAAGUGCUUACAAAGACAUAUCACAUGAUCGAUGAAGAUGAGCCAAUCCUAGAGAAAGCCAUUGGUACUGAAAUUGAAUGGUAUCCUGGGAAGUGCUUGACACAAAAGGUGCUAAAAAAGAAGCCAAAGAAGGGGUCAAAGAACACAAAACCUAUCACGAAAAUUGAAAAUUGCGAGAGCUUCUUCAAUUUCUUCAGCCCACCUCAAGUUCCUGAUGAUGAGGAGGAAAUUGACGAGGACACAGCUGAGCAGCUGCAGAACCAAAUGGAGCAAGACUAUGAUAUCGGAUCUACCAUCCGAGACAAGAUUAUUCCACAUGCUGUUUCAUGGUUCACUGGAGAGGCUGCUCAAGACGAGGACUUUGAUGGCAUGAUGGAUGAUGAUGAAGAUGAGGAUGACGAGGGCGAUGAGGAUGAAGAUGAGGACGAGGAUGAUGAGGAAGAUGAAGAUGACGAUGACGAUGAUGAUGCUCCUAAGAAGAAGGGUGGUAGAGUUCCUGCUGGGGAAGGACAGGGAGAGCGGCCUGCUGAGUGCAAGCAACAGUAGAGGUGCUUCAUACAUGACCGUUUCCGAAGAUGAUUGUUCUCGGUUGAAGAAUGUUUGGUUCUCCUUGAGGCUGUGUUGCUUGGUUAGUUCUGUGGAGCCAGUGGGGGAAUGCGUUGGUUUUGUGGAACCGGUGGGGGAUUUCGUUCUUUGGGACAUGGUAUUGUACGCUGGUAGCCUUUCCAUUGUUGUACUGGGUUGAAAUACUUUGUGCGCAUCUUGGAGUGAUCGAUGUUGCCAGUUUGGUAUGUCAUAUUGCAAA